AAGGAUGGGCGGGGGAAACUGAGUCUUCUAACGGGUUGGUGUAGCUGAAAGCCAAGUGUGGUGCUGACAGACCCAGUGUGUCCAAACUGCCGCGGCAUCUCGCGGCUCCUCGCGUCGCAGGCGUAACUGCGGGUGGAGGCGCCCAACGCCGCAGGAGUGACGGGAGAUCGGAAGGAGCCGGAGGGCGUCGGGAGCGUGGAGUCGGUGCAAAAGAUGGAAGGCCUGUCUGAUGUUGCAGCUUUUGCGACUAGACUUAAAAAUACUCUCAUCCAAUACCACAGCAUUGAGGAAGACAAGUGGCGAGUUGCUAAGAAAAUGAAAGAUGUGACAAUUUGGAGAAAACCUUCAGAAGAAUUUAAUGGAUACCUUUUCAAAGCCCAAGGUAUUAUAGAUGACACUGUCAAUAGUGUAAUAGACCAUAUUCGUCCAGGACCCUGUCGCCUGGAUUGGGACAGCUUAAUGACUUCAAUGGACAUUUUGGAGCAAUUUGAAGAGAAUUGCUGUGUGAUGCGUUACACUACUGCUGGUCAGCUUUGGAAUGUAAUUUCCCCAAGAGAAUUUGUGGAUUUCUCCUACACUGUGGGAUACAGAGAAGGGCUUUUAUCCUGUGGAAUAAGUCUUGACUGGAAUGAAAAAAGACCAGAAUUUGUUCGUGGAUAUAACCAUCCCUGUGGUUGGUUUUGUGUUCCACUUAAAGACAAUCCAAGCCAGAGCCUUUUGACAGGCUACAUUCAGACCGAUCUGCGUGGAAUGAUUCCUCAGUCUGCAGUAGACACAGCCAUGGCUAGCACUUUAGUCAACUUCUAUGGUGAUUUACAAAAAACCUUACUAAAGGCUUAACACAUUCAAACUAUGUUUCCCUAAAUCAACUUUCUCUAAGCUGCAUGACCUGUAUAAAUCAUCUUUUCUUCUCUUCUGCAUAAUAUGUAGGAAAAAAAUUGAGAUUUUUUUUUUUUAGUUUAUUUUAUUCCUAUAGUAGAUAGUUAUCUAAAAGAGGGUAUUUCAGUUUUUCUUAACAGCUUUUUUGCACAUUGUUUGGCAAAUCAGUAUGUCUUCCAAUGGACAGAAAUCCACAAAGAAGUAGACACAGUUCUUUGACCCAGACUUUUAAGAAAUUGACUAGAACCUCAGUGUGAAUAUUUUGCCAACUGGGAAAUUAGAGAAAGCACAAGCUUCAUGCUGCUAGGUAAAAUAAUCUACUUUUGGUUUAUAAACAUUUUGUAGGUAUUUUUAAAUUUUUGGAAGGUAAAUAUCAGUGCUUUAUUUUGGGUAUGGUCUGUGAGUUUGCAAUGUCUCGGACUAAAAAAAGCCCCCUUAUAUUUUAUAAAGGUGAACUUUUUGUCAAUUGACUUGCACUACUGUAAGUAUGAGAAGACCAGAUUAAACAAUAGCUAUCCUAGUAAAUAGAGGUAACAUUCAAAUUUAAUUGUUUUAAUACCUAGAUAGCUCUGUUUAGUGGAUAUCUGUAUGUUUAUGUAUAUUUAUUUUGUGAAUCUUAAAAGCAUUUUUGCAUGAAUAAGAUGGAAGCAAUAAUAUAGUAAACUGUCUAAUCUGUGCUAGGGACACCACACUGAUUAGGCAAUAUAGGUUGUGUGAGAUGACUGACCACAGCUUAUAACCAGUGAAUGGAUUCACUGAAUAAUAAAAUAUGAACAGUUUAUACAUGUCAGCUUUAAAAAUAUCACUCAAUUCAAAAUAUUACAAACCACAUAAAAAUGAUAAUUGUGCUUGUAAUUUCAGUUUGCAAUUAAAAACAUUCAUAGAUUUAGCCAAAUGUCUAAAUUAGUCAUUUUAUAAACUAAAGUGAAUUAUAAGUCCCUUGAUUCUGUGGUUGUUUACCUUAAAUUUCCCAGAUGAUUUUAAUGUUCUAUGUGACUGACUUUUUCACCCAGUUUGUUUCUUAAAGGAGAACUUGAGGCAAUUGAGUGUGUCCGUGGGAAUUCUUUGUAUGUAUCCAUGGAAAUUUUUUGUGUAUAUGACACAUCUUAAGGUCUAAUCUGGUGUUUGUUGUGAGUCCUUUAUGUAUUAUUACUGUUUCUGUGGGUUUUUUUUUUUUUGGUUGUUGUUGUUUUCCUCUAUUUAAUAUAGGCUAAAGUGAGCUCUGGAGACAUUUAUGGGUUAGGCCACAAAAAGCACAAGUGUGAGUGAGUGAGUGAAACUUUGCUAUGCUCUCCUUAAUAUAAGGAAAGUGUAAGUUGUAAUCCUUCAAGUUUAUUUUGAUAAAGUAGAAAAAUACUCCUGACCCCCCACCUGCAGGGAGGUUGCUUCACAGGCAGUGAAGCGGGUCUGCAUGCGUCUUUCUCUUCCCCCUUUGUCUCCUCUCCUCUCAUGAUUUCUCUCUGCCCUAUCCAACAACAACAACAACAUCAGUGGCAAUAAUAAACAUAAUAACAAAGGCAACAAAAUGGGAAAAAAUGUCCUCCAGGAGCAGUGGAUUCAUAGUAGUGCAGGCACUGAGUCCCAGUGAUAACCCUGGAGGAAAAAGAAAAAAGAGAUCUUAAUUUUUACUGUUAAAGAUGAUGGUUAUUGACAAAACAAAAGGUUUCAAUAUAGUACUCAGUGAAUAAUCUCAGUUUUUAUAUUGAAGAUGAUUUAUGCAAGAUCUGACUGAAGCAAUACAGAUGAUCAUAUAUAUAUAUAUAUUAACUUGAAGUAACCAUCAGUAUUAUUUUCCAACUUCACUUUGGAGUUGUACGAUUUCUCUGUACAUGUUUCUUCUGUAAUAGGGAAAGAAAACUGAGUAUUUUAGCUUUUAAGUUUCCCCUUGCACAGAUGUCUCUAAAGGUUAGUUUUUAUUUCAUCUAUUUUCUUUCAUUUGGUCUUAUUGAUACGGUAUAGGAAGUCUCUUAAGUUUUAGUAUUCUGUCUUGGAUGGUGAACUACCAGCAGAUGUCCAAUUAGACAGUGCUCAGAUUAGGUAAGGAAUUUGCAAUGAGGUUUUAUGUUGCUAUAAGGGCUAUUUUUGUAUGAGCUGGGUACCUUUACAGGCAAAUGCGUUGUCCAGUCUGUUUCUGUUCAUGUUUUAAUUUAUACCUCCAAUUGAUUGUUCCACAAUCCACUGUUGAAUGUAACCCACUGCAGGUGAAAGUAUUUGGGGGAAAAUAUUUUGUUGCUAUAUUAUGAUGUGUGAUGGGUUGAAAAAUUAUAUUUAAAGUACUUGAAAUUUAUAUUCAGCAUCAAGAUAGGUCUUCAUAUCUGCUGGGCUCUUAUUACUUAAACAGCUUUAUUGAGGGAUAGUUUACAUGCUAUACAUUUUCUAAGUAUGUGAUCCUAUCACCUUUAAUAUAUUAGUAAUCAUCUUUAAUACAUUUCUCUAUGAUGUUGGUGCACCUAUCACCACAAGCCAGUCUUAAGAGAAUUACCAUUAACCAAAAUGAUUGUUUUUAUCCAUAUCUAACCAAAGUUUAUCAUAGUGUACAGAAGAUGGUAAAAAGAUUAGAAUAGGUUUUACUUGUUUUCAAGAGUAGAGGUGUAAUUUAAUCCUAAAAUCAGGAACUUUGUGGUAGUGUAUUAAAUAUGUUAUCUCAAAUACCAUAAUGAUAAAAAAAAAACCCAUGGGAUAGGAUUAAUAUUGACAUAUAAUUAAGCUUGAUGUUUCUGUAGUGGUGCUGCAGAAUUGAAAAAUUAUGUGAACCACAGGUGUAACUUCCAAAUUUUCUAGUAACCACAUUACAAGGUAAAAGGAAAUAUUAUAAUUUUAGUUAACAUAGUUCAUUAAACCUUGUACAUCCAAGAUAAUCAUUUCAAUGUUAGUGUAAAAAGUCAUUGAUAGUUUGCAUCUUUUUUUCUCUGAAUUCUUUAAAAUCUGGUAUGUAUUUUAUUACUCCUUUGAACAAUACACAUUUUAAUUGUUAAUUUUCCACAUGAAACCUGUUUCUUGGACUGUAGCAAAGUUAUGACAUAUGUAUUAGCUGUCUUCCUGUAAUAUGAAGUAGAGAGUAUUUUGGAAUUAUGGUCCUAAAUAUAAUAAUUUUUCUCACAUUUGGAGCUUUCUCCGAUGGCUAAAUGAGAAUAUCUAGACACUAGAAAUAAGUCAGAAAAAUUAUAACCCAAAAUUUUUUUCCUUUAAUUUACUUUUGGGGGCCAGGCAGUGGCACACCCAGUUAAACACGAGGACCCAUGCCAGGAUCCAUGUUCGAGCCUCUGCUCCCCACCUGCAGGGAGGAGAGCUUUGCAAGCAUCGAAGCAGGUCUGCAGGUGUCUUUCUCUCUCCCUCCCUCUAUUUCUCCCUCUCUCCUCUCUCAAUUUCUUUCUGUUAAGUAAAAUGGAAAAAAUGGCCAGCAGGAGCAGUGGGUUCAUAGUGAAAGCACCAAGCCCCAGCAAUAGCCCUGGAGGCUAAAAAAAAUAAAAAAUAAUUUUUAAUGGGAAAUUAAUGAAAUUAAAGACUAUAAUUUGUCUUGUUUCAUUUAUUUUUUCUAGGUUGCAUUGGGAGUAGGUGCAUUUAGUAAAUAAUUGAAUAUAGUACUGUUUUCAGUAUGUGGUAUCUAUUUUUUAAAGGAAAUUAGUUUAAUGCAAGAAAAAAAACUCAUAGGUGAGUUUGCUCUGAAUAUUUUAUAUUCAGAAUCUUAAUUGCUGAGGCUUAUUUAAAAAACUCAGCAAAAAUAAUUGUGGGUAUUUAGUAUUCUGCAGUCAUGUGUCAUAUACACUGCUCAAGUAAAGUAGGUUGUAAAUGUUAAGUAUCUCUUAAUUUCAGUGUUCACUGAGAUUGGAUAUAUUUAAAAUUAUAUGUUUCUAUAUGUAAAAUUAACUUCCAGUUAUUUUUCUUUCCUCUAUUCUUUUUUCCUAUCUGAAGCGCAUUUUAUCAAAUCGCAGUUUGAAUUAAUAUCAAUCUAAAACUCCUAUAAUACAGAUUGCCUCUGGAGAAGAUAGGAAAACAUUGCCCAAUUUGGAGCCCCUAAUUGCUUAUUAAGUAUGACUACAUCCCUUUGAUGUAAAUACUUUGAUUUUGUGUCAGAAGCAUAGUUGUAUUCUUUGAAUCAGCUGUUAACAUUGUUUGGAGUCAAUGGAUAUUGUAGCUAUGUAUCAAUGCUAUGGAUCACUUAAUGGAACCCAGAAAAUUUAAGGAAUUUGACCAUUAGAACCUGUACAGUUUCUUAUUCAGAAUAUCUCCCAUGCUUUUCUUAGUUAACUUCCAGAAAUAGGGGGUGAUGGAAUCUGAGCAUGGAAGAUCAAUUAGAUUGUAACUAGAAUUUCUUUAGACAGAGAGUUUGGAAGCUGUUUUUUAAAUUCUUUAUUAUUAGAUAGAUACAGAGAGAAAUUGAGAGGGCAGGGGGGAGUUAGGGAGAGGGACAGAGACACCUGCAGCCCUACUUCACCUCUCAUGAAGCUUUCCCCUGCAGUUAGGGACCAGGGGCUUGAACCUGGGCCCUUGCACACUAUAAUGUGUGUGCUUAACCAGGUGUGCCACCACCUGGCCCCAGAACUAGAAUUUUUUUUUAUCAUUUUCCUGGUUCCAAGUAUUACACAUCUUCAUUUAUAUGAAAAUUUAUCUUGCAAUGCAGUAAAAACUAUACUUAUACUGUCUUACAGCAUUUGUGAAUAUUUUAUGAGUCAACAUGUAAAGCUAGAGUCUUUGUUAAAUCAGUGAGAUUAAUGUAAAUAAAAUGUUUUUAUUUGCUUUGAAAUAUGUCAGAAUAAAAUUCUAGACAUUCUUGAUCA
Molecule: messenger RNA, 5657 nt
Organism: Erinaceus europaeus (western European hedgehog)
Lineage: Eukaryota; Metazoa; Chordata; Mammalia; Eulipotyphla; Erinaceidae
Gene: STARD4
Product: StAR related lipid transfer domain containing 4
Exons: 6
Coding region: 214-840 (208 amino acids)
Biological process (GO): cholesterol transport involved in cholesterol storage; cholesterol import; intracellular cholesterol transport
Cellular component (GO): endoplasmic reticulum; cytosol
Molecular function (GO): cholesterol transfer activity; cholesterol binding
Source: RefSeq, a predicted model, not a curated record